CUGGGGGGGCCUGCCGCAAGAGGCACCGCUGCUGGAGGUGCUGGAGCUGCUGGUCUUGGAGGUGCUCGUGCUGGAGGUGCUCGUGCUGGAGGUACUAGAGCUGCCGGAGCUGGUGGUGCUGCUAGUGCUGGAGGUGCUGGAGGUGCUAGAGGUGCUAGAGCUGCUGGUCUUGGAGGUGCUCGUGCUGGAGAUACUGGAGCUACCGGAGCUAGUGGUGCUACCGGUGCUGGUGGUGCUGGUGGUGCUGGAGGUGCUGGAGGUGCUGGAGCUGCUAGAGCUGCUGGACCCGGAGGUGCUCGUAUUGGAGGUACUGGAGCUGCUGGAGCUGGUGGUGCUGCAGGCGCUGGAGCUGGAGACCCUGGAGCUGGAGACCCUGGAGCUGGGGGUGCUGGAGCUGUCGGUACUAGUGCUGGAGGCACUGUGCGGCCGCGACUGUACUUCUGUUGA
Messenger RNA from Closterium sp. Naga37s-1, 447 nucleotides. NCBI's taxonomy places the organism in Eukaryota, Viridiplantae, Streptophyta, Zygnematophyceae, Desmidiales, Closteriaceae. The record is from the annotation of a GenBank genome assembly.